Messenger RNA from Homalodisca vitripennis (glassy-winged sharpshooter), 1845 nucleotides. Its product is annotated as cytochrome P450 3A2-like. Bases 112 to 1656 code for a protein of 514 amino acids. The record is from RefSeq and is a predicted model, not a curated record. NCBI's taxonomy places the organism in Eukaryota, Metazoa, Arthropoda, Insecta, Hemiptera, Cicadellidae. Gene Ontology annotation, molecular function: iron ion binding; oxidoreductase activity, acting on paired donors, with incorporation or reduction of molecular oxygen; steroid hydroxylase activity. The transcript has 14 exons.
CCUACUAUAGCCUGCCACUGCCACGGCCACUGCACCCACUGCGUCCGCGCACUGUGAGUAGGUACUUGGUGCGCUGCUGUUCGGUGCUCAUUGCAUCUCUGCACUAGCACCAUGGUCGACACCGACCUCUCGCUGUACUUCGUCACCAUAGGAGUCGCUUCGGUCGUCGUUUUAGCCGCCUUUCUCUACAGAUGGUUUACUUCGAAGCAUGACUUCUUCCUUAAACAAGGAAUCAAUGGGCCUCCACCCUCUCUGCCAACAGGGACAUGGAAAAGUGCCUGGAAACUUUUAUCUGGUGAAGAGGACUUAGAGCGGAUCAAACGAUAUGGAAAAGUUCAUGGAACAUUUGAUGGGGCGACCCCAAACUUAGUGGUGGCUGAUCCUGAUCUGAUCAAGAUAGUCCUACACGAUGAGGCAGCCAAGUUUCGCAGCAGAAGGGCUUUUAAGGUGAAAAAUCUGAUUCUGCACAAAAGUCUGCUAGCCAUCGAGGGCUCUGAACCUAAGAGCAUCAAACAAGUGACCAAUGCAGCUGUAUCUCCUGAGAAUAUAAAAAAGCUGAUGCCUCGAAUCAAUCGGACAGUUGAUUCUCUUACACAACAAGUCACGAAAGAGUCCAAACUUGACACCAAAGUCAACGUUUCCAAGUGUGUGGUGGAAUAUCUCAGUGAUGCUCUCGCAUUUACAUUGUUCGGCCUCGACCUGAACACCGAUGAGAAGCUCAAGAAACAAUUCACUACCACAGUCAGCUGCGCUUUCGCAGUCAGCAACCCCCAGAGUGCCUUUGCUGUCUCAUCAUUCCUGUUUGAUUCAUUGGGGUCUCUUGAUGACUUUGUUCUGAGAAAAGACUGCCUUUCGUUCCUCACCAGUUUGUGCUAUUCUGUGCUGAAGGAACGCAGGAGCCAGGAGGUUACCACUGAGGGGAAAGCUGUAGACUUCUUGGAUCUCCUCUUGGCAGCAGCUGAAGAAGAGAAAAAAGAAGCAGCAAAAGAUAAAGGAGUAGAUGCAGAAAAAGUGGAUAUCCUGCUGACAGAUGUGGAAAUAGUUUCUCAAUGUGUGAGUGUGGUGCUGACAGUCGUCCAAGCCUCCAAGUCAUCCCUGGCUCUUGCCCUCUACACUCUAGGAGCUCUUCCAGCCGUUCAGGACAGGCUGAGAUCAGAAGUUGACGUGCUUCUGCAGAAAUAUAGUGCCAGUACGUACGAGUUGGUGCAAGAAUGUGAAUACUUGGACAUGUUCCUUGGAGAAAUACUGCGACUUUACCCGAUUGAAUACAGGUUGGAACGAGAGUGUGUGGAGGGAGUGAAGGUGGGGGAGGCACAACUGGAGCCAGGGGUUGUUGUGUCGGUGCCUAUAUAUGCCAUUCACCGCCACCCAGACUUCUACCCAGACCCAGAAACUUUCGAACCUGAGAGGUUCUCACCAGAGAACGCGGCCAAGCGAGACCACAACAUUUACCUUCCAUUCGGCCAGGCCGGGACCAACUCCUCUAAUAUUGGAAUAAGACUGAGUGUGCUAUUCACCAAACUGGCCCUUGCAGUGCUCGUGUCAGCGUUCAACAUGUCAGCUGUUGAAGAUGCAAAGGUUCCUGCUCCGUACCAAAGGGGGUUCACUGCGAUUCCCAAGCCUGAAGAACUCUGGGUCAAAGCCACAGUCAAAUGAACAAACAGCCUAUGUUUGAUGUUUUAAUGUUUACUAACUUCAUUUACUUCAUGUUGUAUUGUUGUAGCGUUAACAUGAUACAUUACUGAUACUUAAGCGAUAUAAGUCUGAAUAAACUAUUGUUAGCAUUUCCUUGCUUUAAUAUAUUUAUACUGUUUGUGAUACAAAAUAAAUGUUUAAAAAAAUCUA